Suillus subalutaceus is the source of this 366-nucleotide messenger RNA. RefSeq lists its product as uncharacterized. The coding region runs from base 1 to 366 and encodes 121 amino acids. NCBI's taxonomy places the organism in Eukaryota, Fungi, Basidiomycota, Agaricomycetes, Boletales, Suillaceae. The transcript is spliced from 2 exons. The record is from RefSeq and is a predicted model, not a curated record.
AUGUCUCAGGGCAGAAAAAGUGCCCAUGGUGGUGCGGGACAAACAGAACCGAGAGAUCAGUGUGUAUGGACGGAAGCAGAUGAAACCAUCCUCAUCGAGUAUGUCGCCAAGAACCAUUCACAAGGUGGUGAUGAUUUGAACUUUGAUCAAACAUUUUGGGUUGCUGCUGCCGCUGAAAUGGAAGGACCACCCCUGCUCGGAUGUGGUCAGCGUGCAACCAUUGUCAGCUCAGAGAGCCUCCCUCCAUUUAAUGUCACACAGCAACCCUCCCUUGGGUCGGUCAAUGUUAGUGCGCCAUCAUCAACUGCUUCCGGUGUCAUGGCAUGGUAUGUGAUCCAUACCAUGACAUAUACACAACAGCAGUGA